AUGGGAGAUUCCAAAGUGAAGGUUCCAAUGAAUUUUGGCAUGAAGUUAACACCAUCUCUGGAUAAAUCGGCUGUUGAUGUGACACUCUAUCGUCAAAUGAUAGGGUCUCUAAUGUAUCUAACAUCUAAUAGACCAGACAUAAUGUUUUCUGUUUGUUAUUGUGCAAGGUUUCAAGCGAAUCCUAGAGAACCUCAUAUGGUUGCAGUGAAAAAUAUCUUCCGCUAUCUAAAUCCAACCUCGUCUCUCGGUCUCUGGUAUCUUGCUAAAUCCGUAUUCUUUGUUCAAGUCUUCCCUGACGCUGACCUUGGUGGAUGUGGUCUGGACCGGAAGAGCACAACUGGCGGGUGCCAAUUUCUUGACGGUAAACUCGUCAGUUGGAAAUUAAAGAAACAAACUUACGUGUCACUUUCCACAGCCGAAGCUGAGUACAACGCUGCAGCAUCCUGUACAUCACAAGUCAUAUGGAUACAAAGCCAACUUCGGGACUAUGGCUUAAGCAUGAAGAAGAUUCCCCUCUACUGUGACUCUAAAAGUGUGAUACGAAUAUGUCACAAUCCUGUGCAACACUCCAAGACCAAACACAUUGCACUAAGAUACCACUUCAUCAAGGACCAUGUUGAAGAUGGCAAUGUUGAAGUUCACUUUGUUCGGUCCUCAGAUCAACUGGAUGACAUCUUUACUAAGGCCUUACCAGAAGAAAGCUUUAAUAAAAUACUACAAGGCCUGGGAAUGAUGGAAUCUGAGUUGGUACUAAAACCACUUUCAAUUCACUAA
Molecule: messenger RNA, 774 nt
Organism: Lactuca sativa (garden lettuce)
Lineage: Eukaryota; Viridiplantae; Streptophyta; Magnoliopsida; Asterales; Asteraceae
Product: secreted RxLR effector protein 161-like
Source: RefSeq, a predicted model, not a curated record